Molecule: messenger RNA, 402 nt
Organism: Sinocyclocheilus rhinocerous
Lineage: Eukaryota; Metazoa; Chordata; Actinopteri; Cypriniformes; Cyprinidae
Product: melanocortin-2 receptor accessory protein 2A-like
Exons: 1
Coding region: 1-402 (133 amino acids)
Biological process (GO): regulation of adenylate cyclase-activating G protein-coupled receptor signaling pathway; protein localization to plasma membrane
Cellular component (GO): plasma membrane; endoplasmic reticulum
Molecular function (GO): type 5 melanocortin receptor binding; signaling receptor regulator activity; corticotropin hormone receptor binding
Source: RefSeq, a predicted model, not a curated record
AUGCGUCUCACAAGCUGCGCCGAGGGUCUGGGUCGCCAAAGUGAGGCAGACGCCCGAACGGGUCUCUCUCGCCCAUUGCUGGAAGAGUCCCGGUCUCUUUUUCAGUGUUACAUUAAUGAAGAGGAGCGAGAAGGAGGCAGGGCCACUGCUGGUGCUGCCCACGGACGUACGGGCAGCGGCGACUCCAGAGACCAGGUGGAAACGGUCGGACUAGUCGUGCAAAAUAUGGUCAUGGAGACCAGGGCAGAACGAGAGGCGACGCUCCUGGCGCAUUUUAACAUCCCCAACUUUGUGAACUCAGAACUGAGCUCUGCAUUGGGGGAUGAAGAUUUACUACUGGGCGAUCCACCAAUCAUAAUGGAGGAGGCCCGUCCGCGCUGUACCCAUCAUAUCAUUGACUAA